Molecule: messenger RNA, 891 nt
Organism: Aspergillus fischeri NRRL 181
Lineage: Eukaryota; Fungi; Ascomycota; Eurotiomycetes; Eurotiales; Aspergillaceae
Product: putative mitochondrial outer membrane protein (Sam35)
Exons: 3
Coding region: 1-891 (296 amino acids)
Biological process (GO): mitochondrion organization
Cellular component (GO): SAM complex
Source: RefSeq, a predicted model, not a curated record
AUGACCCCAGACAACCGUGGCACCUCCGGCCAGGCUCCGGAGGAUACGCCAUCUUCUCGCGCUCGGGAUUUCUUCUCCGUUCCUGCACCGAUUAAGCGCAUCUUCGACCGAUUCCCUCUUGUCACCUAUCCUUCAAAUGACCUUCCUCAUCAUUCCGGGAUAGCCCGACGCGGCAACCGUUUGUUUGUCUUCACAGAUCCCGCGAGCGCCAGACGAGGGAGGCCGUCGUUCAACCCGCAAUGUCUCAAGUGGCAGGCAUACUUGAGAUUUGUGGGAAUUGACCUAGAAAUCGUCCCUUCAAACAACCACGCUUCUCCAACCGGCGCGCUUCCCUUCCUUCUUCCCGCGCUACCAGCCGCUACUACUGGGCCAAUUCCCUCGAACAAACUACAAAAAUGGGCCAUUGAACAGGUCCACUGUGAGGAAGAGCAGCAAUUGGAUGUGCGCUUUGAGGUGUAUGCCUCAUUACUGGAUCACCGGAUACGAAAUGCCUGGCUAUACAUGCUAUACCUGGACGCAAAGAACUUUGAAGCAGUAGCACGGAGACUAUAUGUGGAUCCAUCGACCAGCAAUUGUGCAGUGCGCGCCGCUCUGGCCAUGCAGCUCCAGCACGCUGCGCGCGACGAGCUACUGAGGACCUCGGCUUACGUGGAUGUCAUCGCCUUGGAGGCCGAUGCUGCGGACGCAUUUGAGGCGCUUUCGACACUACUAGGAGACAACGAGCAUUUCUUCAACCGACCGAAUCCCGGGUUGUUCGACGCCAGUGUUUUCGCGUACACGCAUCUGAUUCUGGAUGAAGAGAUGGGUUGGAAGCAGAAUCGACUGGGGGAGCUGCUGCGACAGCAUGAGAAUCUUGUACAACAUCGCGACAGACUGCUAAGAUUCUUUUAG